Scaptodrosophila lebanonensis is the source of this 2268-nucleotide messenger RNA. It is a transcript of the gene Lgr3, whose product is annotated as relaxin receptor 2. The record is from RefSeq and is a predicted model, not a curated record. Lineage: Eukaryota; Metazoa; Arthropoda; Insecta; Diptera; Drosophilidae. Bases 1 to 2268 code for a protein of 755 amino acids. The transcript has 10 exons. Gene Ontology annotation, molecular function: G protein-coupled receptor activity; protein binding. Gene Ontology annotation, cellular component: membrane. Gene Ontology annotation, biological process: G protein-coupled receptor signaling pathway.
AUGGUUUAUGGUCGCAGCAUAGCUGUCGGCGUCGCGAUGCUGACCAUUGUAAUGCUCCUCGCAGGUCUCAUAUUCUACUUGAGUUUGGGACCCUGCCCGUCGGGCAGCUUCGCCUGCGACAAUGGGACGAUGUGCGUGCCGCAGCGUCAAAUGUGCGAUAAUCGGCCCGACUGCCAGGAUGGCAGCGAUGAGCAUCCUGUCGAGUGUGGAUUGCUUUAUGGCAGCAAAGAGAUUGCCGAUAAAAUAGUUCGUAAUGCGAUUGAAAAGCAAAAGCAACAACAGCAGGGGCUGCUCACCAUAUUUAAGCCUUCGCUCGACUCCAAUAUAACCGCCAAUCUCACAUAUCCGAAGAAUUGCCAAUGCGGUCAGCGCAGCAUUCUCUACUGCGGACGCUACGCCAAGCUGCGUCGCUGGCCACGCAUCAGCGCCGAGGUAACCAAUCUCAUCAUCAUACGCAAUAAUUUGACGCUGCGCGAACACGUCUUUGCCAAUCUGACGCGUCUGCAGAAGCUCACACUUAAAUACAACAACAUAUCACGGUUGCCGCUGGGCAGCUUCAGUGGGCUGCCGCACCUGGAACGGCUCGAGGUCAGCUUCAAUAAUAUCAGCUAUCUGCCACACGGUCUCUUCAGCGGCCUCCACUCCCUGCAAUGGCUCUUCCUUCUCUCCAAUCAACUGCACUACUUCCCCAUGGAGCAUUUGGCUCUGAUGCCGCGACUGGAGUGGUUGGUGCUGAGUCACAAUCGUCUGGCGCUGCACAACGAGCAUUUGCCCAAAAUGCGGUCCCUCUAUGAAAUUUAUUUGGAUUUUAAUAGGAUCGAAUACAUUGGCGAGCAAACUUUCGCACAAUUGGAUAAUUUACAUUUGCUCGACCUGCAACAAAAUCUCAUCACGCACAUACAUGCGCGCGCCUUUUGGGGUCUGGGAAAUAUACGUGAUAUCCGCCUCGCCGGCAAUCCCAUUAAGGAAUUAUCUGGCGAAACAUUUCUACACAGCAGUCAUUUGGAAGCCCUUUCUCUGGCACAGAUGCCUGUGCAUAUACAUCGGAGCCUGUUCCAGCCACUGAACGUGUCCUUUCUCAACCUGACGGGCAUUCGUUACGACCACAUCGAUUUCGGAGCCAUCAACUCGUUGAGGAAUCUCAAAUAUGUGGUCUACGAUCGCUUCUUCUACUGCUCCCACUCCCCCCAGGUGCGCAAUUGUAAGCCCUCCUCAGACGGUAUAUCCUCGUUGCAGGAUCUGCUCAGCAAGCCCGUGCUUCGCUACUCCGCCUGGAUCAUGGCCACGCUUACCAUCAGUGGCAAUGUGAUGGUGUUGUGGGGUCGUUUCAUCUACCGGGACGAGCAUAUGGCCGUCACGAUGGUCAUCAGGAAUCUGGCACUGGCAGAUAUGUUAAUGGGAUUCUACUUGAUAACCAUAGGUGUGCAGGACUAUCGAUUUAGAAACGAAUACUACAAAGUCGCCCUGGAUUGGAUCUCCUCCUGGCAAUGCACCGCCAUUGGCACGCUGGCCGUUAGCUCCUCGGAAGUUUCGAUGCUCAUCUUGGCCUUUAUGUCGCUGGAAAGAUUUUUGCUCAUAGCCGAUCCCUUUAAGGGCCAUCGGAGCAUUAGUGUGCGCAUUAUCUGUCUCUCGCUGCUCUGCAUUUGGUUUACGGGCGUGGGUCUGGCGGUGACGCCUGUGCUGCUCUGGCACUCGGGAAAACAUUUCUAUGGCUCCCAUUCAGGCACUUGUUUCCCACUCCAUAUACACGAGGCGUAUCCCUUGGGCUGGCAGUACUCGGCCUUUGUUUUUCUGGGCGUGAACCUGUUUUUGCUGAUCAUGAUUGCGUUGCUAUAUACGGCGCUGCUGAUAUCGAUUUGGAGGACUCGGAAGCGCAGUGCCACGCCCCUCUCGCUGCUGGACUGCGAGUUUGCGGUGCGCUUCUUCUUCAUUGUGCUGACAGAUGUGUUGUGCUGGGUUCCCAUUAUAGCCAUGAAGAUUUGGGUGUUCUUCAAUUAUAAUAUAUCGGAUGAUAUUUAUGGUUGGCUCGUCGUCUUCAUUCUGCCACUCAACUCGGCCGUUAAUCCGCUACUCUACACCUUCACCACGCCCAAGUAUCGCAAUCAGAUCCUGUUGCGCGGCUGGAAGAAGAUCACGUCCCGGCGUCGAGCCGAGGCAAGCAAUGGCAACGCAAUGGCCACCACUACAACGGGCACGGCGACGGGCUCCUCCCACCCCGACGAUGCCACCAACAAAGCCCUGCAGCUGGCCGCCGCGCUCACCCAUUGA